This is a messenger RNA of Oppiella nova, 3257 nucleotides long. The record is from the annotation of a GenBank genome assembly. Lineage: Eukaryota; Metazoa; Arthropoda; Arachnida; Sarcoptiformes; Oppiidae.
AUGUCUGUUUGGGCACAACUACAAGAACUGCCCGAAGAGGCCCAACAACAGGUGCACCAGACAUAUGGAGAGCAGUUCCCGAUCGAAGUUCGCUGUGCUUUAGCGCAAUGGAUAGAAGAGAAGCCGUGGAAGGACUUGGAUGCAGACAAUCCACAGCACGAGGCGUACGCGUCGACUCUGGUGUCGUCCCUGAUCUCGGAGAUUGAGGCGAAGGCCAACUCCACGGAAAACUUUGUCACAAAAUUCAAGUUAACGCAAAGCGCGCAGAACUUCCGACUCAAUUACUCGCACAACCCCUUCAUAUUAGUCCGUAUUGUCAAACACUGUCUGAACACUGAGGCCAAAGUGAUCCAACAGUCGCAGAACUACUUGAAUAUCUCUAACCACGAGACCAAACCUCUCAUCAGAGAUCCGCAGCAAGAGAUCACUCAACAGAUGGAGAAGUUGAGGAAACAGACGAUAGAGACGGAGGAAGAGUUGCGACGAAUGCGCGAAGACCAGGAACAGUUCAUCAUUCAGUUCCAGGAGAACCAGAAGAGGCAGAUGACUAUCCAACAACUCAAUUGCCAACAAAACCAAAACAUUGAACUCAUCAACAAAUGGCAGAAAGAGAAGGAUUCGUUGGACAACGCGUUGAGACUUAAGGCCUCACAGCUGUUCCAAAUGCGAAUGGCGCUCAUCCAGAGACAUACCGACACUUUCGGCGCUCUCCAGAGCCUUCAACAGCGAGUUCUCGACGAAGAACUCAUUAAUUGGAAGCGCGCGCAACAGUUGUGCGGAAAUGCAGUGCCUUUUGACAACAAUUUUGAGUUGCGACGAAUGCGCGAAGAACAGGAACAGUUCAUCAUUCAGUUCCAGGAGAACCAGAAGAGGCAGAUGACUAUCCAACAACUCAAUUGCCAACAAAACCAAAACAUUGAACUCAUCAACAAAUUGCAGAAAGAGAAGGAGUUGUUGGACAACGCGUUGAGACAUAAGGCCUCACAGCUGUUCCAAAUGCGAAUGGCGCUCAUCCAGAGACAUACCGACACUUUCGGCGCUCUCCAGAGACAUACCGACACUUUCGGCGCUCUCCAGAGCCUUCAACAGCGAGUUCUCGACGAAGAACUCAUUAAUUGGAAGCGCGCGCAACAGUUGUGCGGAAAUGCAGUGCCUUUUGACAACAAUUUAGAUCAAAUCCAGGAGUGGUGUGAAGUGUUGGCUGAAGUGAUUUGGGCCAACAGGCAGCAGAUGAAGAGGAUCGCAGACAUGUGCUCUCAGUUGCCGUUAGGGCCCAACACAUCCAAUGGACACACAGAACAACUGCAACUCCUAAACAAACAGAUCACGAGUUUGUUGUCUAAUUUGGUGACCUCGACCUUCAUCAUCGAGAAACAGCCGCCACAAGUCAUGAAGACUAAUACCCGGUUCACAUCAACGGUCCGACUGCUGGUCGGCGGCAAACUUAACGUGAAUAUGACUCCGCCUCAGGUGAAGGUGACGAUCAUCAGUGAAUCUCAGGCCAACUCCAUGAUUAAGAACGAUCAGGUGUCCAGCGGUGAGGCCAGUGGGGAGAUCCUCAACAACUCCGGGACUAUGGAAUACCACUCCGCCAGCAGACAACUGUCCGUCAACUUCCGUAAUAUGCAGUUAAGGAAAAUAAAACGCGCGGAGAAAAAGGGGACGGAAUCAGUGAUGGACGAGAAGUUCUCUCUCCUGUUUCAGUCCAAAUUCAAUGUCGGCGGAGGGGAACUGGUGUUCCAAGUCUGGACCCUUUCACUCCCAGUUGUGGUCAUAGUUCAUGGCAAUCAGGAACCACAUGCCUGGGCAACAGUUACCUGGGAUAACGCAUUUGCUGCACCGGGAAGGACUCCGUUUGUAGUGCCAGAGAAGGUGCCGUUCAGUCAAGUGGGAGAAGUGUUGAGUCAGAAAUACAAGGGUGCGAUCGGACGGGGUUUGAGUGAAGAGAACCUGCGAUUCUUAGCGGGAAAGGCGUUCAGAAAUCCAAAUUUGCAGGACUGGCCCAACCAGUUGUUGAGUUGGUCUCUAUUUAGCAAAGAGCCCCUUCCGGACCGCAGUUUUACGUUUUGGGAGUGGUUUUACGCCAUCCUUAAGGUCACACGAGAACACCUGCGCGGCCUCUGGAAUGACGGAUCAGUUAUGGGAUUCGUUUGGCGCCGACAGGCAGAAGAGAUGCUGUCCAAGAGGUCGAGCGGCACUUUCCUAUUGAGAUACAGCGACUCAGAGUUGGGUGGAGUGACGGUGGCCUGGAUUGCUGAGGGACAGGAGGGCAACGAGACAUAUAUGUUACAGCCGUUCACUUCGCGAGACUUUCAAAUCAGAGGACUCGCCGAUCGCAUCAAUGACUUGAAACACUUGACUUAUUUGUAUCCGGAUAUACCUAAAGAUCAGGCGUUUUCCAAAUACUACACCCCUUUCAAUGACAGUCAGCCGUCGUCUUCGAAUGGAUACGUGAAGCCAGUGUUGGUUACAUUCAUUCCCGGUUGGUCGGGUAACAGUCCAUUUGACUCGUACCCAAACACCCCGCAAUCGGUUCUGCAUAACCCGCACUCUCCGAGCGACGGUUCCCUCUCAUAUCAUGACAACCCUUCAAUCCAGAGUGCGUCCAAUGACUGCGCUAUGAAUGCUGUCGGAGGAAUGGGAGGAACUGUUGACGAUUACACAGAUUUAAUGUCUAUGGAUUUGGUGUCUGAUAUGGACGCUCCGGUCGACUUCUCCUCCAUUAAUGUCUCCGAUCUCAUGUCUUACAGCAAGUCUUCAUGAGAUCAUUACAAACAAACAGAUAAUAUAAACAUUUAUUGAUUUUGAGAUUAUAGUGAUUUCCAGAUAUUAGAACCAAUUGCAAGCGUUUUAAUAGCAAUUAAUAUUAAUAGCAUUUGUUUGUAAUUUCUCAAAGCAACUAAGACUAAGAUAUUUUUAAAGCUCGAGAGUGCAAUAUACCUCUAAAAAUGCAUUUUGACUGUUAGUGCCAUAAGUGUUACAUUUUCACAUGUAGUAGAUAUACAGUAGUUGUUCAUUACUUUAGCUUCAAUUCAGUCCUAAGCCCUAUUAGUGCCUCACAUUCUGAGUGUUUAUUUUAUUCUAUAAAUUAAUAUUCAUAUUUUUGAGUACAAAGUGAUUGCAAGAUCUCUGAGAAAUAAUUCAAUAUUCAAAUGUUCAAAGAAAUCGAUGCUAAGAAUGGUAAACAAAUAGCAAGUUUUUGCAAAACAUUAUUUUAUUCACACAGUAUUUGAAAAUGAAUUCAAAUUCUAACACAC